Messenger RNA from Xiphophorus maculatus (southern platyfish), 828 nucleotides. RefSeq names its product interleukin 1 receptor associated kinase 1 binding protein 1 (gene irak1bp1). NCBI's taxonomy places the organism in Eukaryota, Metazoa, Chordata, Actinopteri, Cyprinodontiformes, Poeciliidae. The transcript is spliced from 4 exons. The coding region runs from base 96 to 809 and encodes 237 amino acids. The record is from RefSeq and is a predicted model, not a curated record. Gene Ontology annotation, biological process: canonical NF-kappaB signal transduction; immune response.
AGCGUACCCACCGUUAAUCUUUGCACUACAAGUCCCAGGAAGCCUUUCGUCCGUCGCCAUAGAAGCGGGAAGUUCACUUGAGCUUCGUUUCCACUAUGAACGCCCCGGUUCGCAUCUUCGCCGCUCUGCCAGCGGCAGAAACCGACGGUAAAGACAAACAGCAGGGCCUGGAGGUAACAUGUCUCAAUAAGCCGGUGAGGGAGGUUCAGGUGACCGGGGUGGCGGAGGUUUCCUGCCCGGCCGACCGAGCGUGGCUGCUGGUCAGCGUGACCAGCACGAAGGACUCGAUAAACGAGGUGACAAACAGCAUUUCACGGCGACUGGAGUACAUUUUCCAGACGAUCAGACAACAUGGCGUCAGUGAGGAACACAGAACAGUGAGACGGACUCUUCGCCGACAUGCUGAGGCCUACGCCAUGGAUGCAGAGAUCCUGGUGACCUUCUCAGAAUUCAAGAAGAUGGAGCAGACGUGUUGCGUCCUAUUGGAAAAGCUGGAUAAGAGUGUCCAAGUGGGGACGCCUCGGUUCUUCCACAGCGCUGCGUGCCUGAGCGAGCUGAGGUGCUUGCAGCUCCAAACGGUUGAAAAUGCUCAACAGAAGGCCAGUAAGAUCGCUCAGCUACUGGGGGAAAGUUUGGGAGCCACGCUGCUGGUCAGAGAGGAGGAGACCAAGGAGUGGAGGAAUGAAGAGGAGGCUACAGGUGGCGAACGCAGCUCGACGCACCUUCUUCCUCUCCUACCUACAGCCACCGCCACCUCGCAAGUGUCCGUUUCCUUCAGCUUCAGAGACAAAAGCAGGAAAAAACUCUAAACACACAUUUGGAGAGUCU